AUGGCGUCCGUCAAGGUGGGGCAUGAGACACUGCAGCACCACGUUGUUCGACUGAUUAACGUCACUGGUGGUAUCUUUAAGUGUGUUGCAUUGCAGCACCACGUUGUUCCACUUGUUAAAGUCACUGGGGGUAUCUUGAUCAAGGGAACGGUGAAUAGCGUCACGGUCGAUUCGGAAAAACAUACCGGAAAAUACGAAAUAACAGUGGACGAACGAUUUCAGUUUCCAGACGUGUGUACAAACAACUCCAUCAUCAUGGUUAGAGCAGGCAUGCCCGGCCAUUCGUGUCCAUUCACGAUAGCGACAUUUGACGUGGGUGAAACGUACCUCAUAACAGGUCAGUUCAUCGGAAAGAAGGAUGGAAGUAAAUGGGUGGACACUCGUUUGCAGUGGAGUCAGACGGGAAACCCAGACUUCUUCUUUGAAGAUGACAAGAAACUCUGGGUACCUGAGCUCAUGGUAGAUAACUCCGUUCUGUCCCUUGGAGUCAUUCGCGCUGACAACAUCCUGUUGCGCGUGCGCUAUGACGGCGAGGUCACGUGGGAGCCGACCGGCAUUUUCUACACGUCCUGUAACAUUGACAUUUCCUACUACCCGUUUGACAAGCAGAAAUGUCAGCUGGAGAUCACCAGCUGGGCGUAUAACAUAGGCGAACAGAACCUGACGUUCUUGGGAACCGGCUUCAACUUGCAGGACUUCAGCUCGAACGCGGAGUGGGACCUGGUGGACACGACGACGGGCCACCGACUGAUCGUCGAGGAGGGACAGACGUUCGCCCAGCUCGACUUCGUCUUCACGACGACUCGUCGCGCCAGCUACUACGUGCUCAACAUCGUGCUGCCCAUCAUGCUGAUGUCGCUGCUGAGCGUGCUGGUGUUCCUGCUGCCUUUCCAGUCGGGCGAGAAGGCGUCGUACGCUCUCACGGUGCUGCUGUCCUACACCGUGCUACUGACGAUCGUCGCCGCCGAGAUGCCGCCCAUAUCCAACAGCGUGUCCAUAUUAGCUGUGUAUUUGGCACUGAUUCUGGUCAUUGGAGCGACUACAACUUUUCUGUCGGUUGUCAAUCUGUACCUUUACCACCAAGUGCCGCAAAAAGAAAUACCACAUUCCCUGAAGCAAUUCACGACAAAGUUUCUCUGCAAAGUCAGCAGUUGGCAAAAACUGGAUCCAGAGGCAUCAAAAUCGGCUAAAAACCGAAUCCUGCCGGAACUUGCCGAGAACGGACAAAAUAAAACAAAUAAAAAACCGAAGAAGGCAAAGGCAGUAAAAGGGGCGAGGGAGGACGAGGAAGAAGGUGCGUUUUAUUCCUGGGUGGAAAUUGCGUACAUGUUUGACGUGUUCUACUUCCGGUUGUUUACGGUUAUCGUUUUGAUAAUCACUGUGGUAUUUAUGAUGACGUUGCCACUGGUAGGGUAUCUAGGUACUUGAGGCUUGACAAUUGUUCUGACUGCAGAUGAUGUGUUGACAUAUUUAUAUAUUGAUAAUAUAUCGAGAACUGGGGAAACUUCAGUGUUGCAAACAUAAAUAUACCCGGUAGUGGUGUUGUUCAUGUUUAAACAGAAAUGUGCUCUCUAUAUUACAAACACUACAGAUAUUAAAGCGGCACUGGCCGGGGGCCUACGGGCUCUCAUUCGUAUGUGGGGGAGGGGUGAUAGGGUGGGGGUGGGGGAGAGACUGAUUUUUGGUCAUAUUAAACAAAAGUGCCUGAAUAUGGAUUACAACGUUUAUCAGUAUUAGCAUUACUACCAAAGAGAUAUAUAGGAUUCCAAAAUGAAUCUCUACGCAUUUUGUUUUUGCAUGGAUCAUGUGAACAGAAUAAUGGAAAUAUAUGGUGAAAUGUUGAUCCCUCCACCGCCUUGACCCUACCCCCGUCUCAAACGCUUAUGUAUGUAGAGCUUGCUAUGUGAAUAGUAGUAUUAAGAAUGCCAUUCUCCAGGUUUUCUUCAUAAUAAAAAACGACUUACUCAGACGAAUGUGCAGAGUGCGCGUGUGUGUGUGUGCGUGCGUGCGUGUGUGUGUGUGUGUGGGGGGGGUCGCUGAUUGAAACCUUCCCCUUCAAGAAUGUUUUUUUUUCAUUGUAUUUUUUGGGGCAGAAUGACCAGAUCCCCAGAGUCUAGAUUCCUCCCCUCCCCCCGUGCUCAACUUCCUGCAUACGCGCCUGUUUUUGAGAAGUUGUUCUCGCCAUUGGCGGAAAAUAGCCCAUCAUUGAAGCGCUCGGCUGAUGCGUGGUCGGUCUAGGAUCGAACGUGGUCGGUGGACCCAUUUGGGUAUUUCUUGUUCCAGCAACUGCACCACGGCUGGUACAUCAAAGGUCGUGGUAUGCGCUGUCCUG
Molecule: messenger RNA, 2332 nt
Organism: Gigantopelta aegis
Lineage: Eukaryota; Metazoa; Mollusca; Gastropoda; Neomphalida; Peltospiridae
Product: neuronal acetylcholine receptor subunit alpha-3-like
Exons: 8
Coding region: 1-1428 (475 amino acids)
Biological process (GO): regulation of membrane potential; nervous system process; chemical synaptic transmission
Cellular component (GO): membrane; synapse; neuron projection
Molecular function (GO): transmembrane signaling receptor activity; neurotransmitter receptor activity; extracellular ligand-gated monoatomic ion channel activity
Source: RefSeq, a predicted model, not a curated record